UAAUGUAGAGAGAGAGAGAGAGAGAGAGAGAGUCAUAGAGUUGCAUUGAAAUUUCCUGUCUUUGUGUUGGCAUCAUCGCCCACCCAUCUCCUUCGGACUUUCCAAAGCUUCAAAUAAGUUUCAUUUCUUCGUGCUCUCUGCCUCUCCUAGCCCCCUGUUUAUCUGAUUUGGCUGCCUUCAUGGGCUCUACUUAUUCCUUCAACAUUUUUGGCGUCUCCAUAAGCUAGAGAUCGGGAGCUAUUUAUUCUUCGUAUCCUAUUUCUUAUCUGUUUUUUCUCUUCAAAGUUCUUUCUAUCUCUGCGUGUCUACUUUAAAUGGCCAAUGCAUCUGGGUUCGUUUCUCCUCCAGUUCAAAGCCCAAGGCUGAGAAAUCUGCAUUUUUCCGGCUUUUAUCGAUCUGGGUACUACCCAUUUGUGAGAAUUCCCACAAGAGUAUUUUGCUGCAGAGCUGUUGAAAGUGUGGAGAAGCAUGCUUCUGGACUAGCCCCUUCUGAAUCUCGAGCACCCAGGCUUGUAAGCAGGGGGUGUAAACUAGUUGGAUCUGGCUCAGCAGUACCCAAUCUUCAGAUCUCAAAUGAUGAUCUUGCAAAAUUUGUUGAAACUUCCGACGAAUGGAUUUCUGUUCGCACUGGGAUUCAUAAUCGACGAGUUCUUUCAGGGAAAGAUAGAUUGACAGGUUUGGCUGUUGAGGCGGCAAAGAGGGCUCUUCAAAUGGCUCAAGUCGAUGCUGAUGAUGUAGACCUCGUCCUACUGUGCACAUCUACUCCGGACGAUCUUUUUGGCAGUGCUCCUCAGAUCCAGAGUGCACUAGGUUGUAAAAGAAAUCCUUUGGCCUAUGACAUUACGGCUGCUUGUAGUGGGUUUGUGUUGGGUCUAGUUUCGGCUGCCUGUCACAUAAGAGGAGGUGGGUUCCAAAAUGUUCUAGUAAUUGGCGCUGAUGCUCUUUCUCGAUAUGUUGAUUGGACUGACAGAGGGACCUGUAUCCUCUUUGGGGAUGCUGCUGGAGCUGUGUUAGUACAGGCCUGUGAUGGCAGUGAGGAUGGCUUAUUUGGUUUUGACUUGCACAGUGAUGGAGAUGGCCAAAAGCACUUAAAUGCUGGAAUCAAAGACGAUGAAAUCGAACGUGUGGUGGGAACAAAUGGUUCAGUUGUAGGCUUUCCCCCAAGACGUUCCUCUUACUCUUGCAUCCAAAUGAAUGGCAAAGAAGUCUUCCGCUUUGCAGUUAGGUCUGUGCCGCAGUCGAUCGAGUCUGCACUGGCAAAAGCUGGUCUCACUGGGUCCAACCUUGAUUGGCUACUACUUCAUCAGGCAAACCAAAGGAUCAUUGAUGCUGUUGCAACCCGUUUGGAGAUCCCACCGGAGCGAGUUAUAUCUAACUUGGCUAAUUAUGGUAACACCAGUGCUGCAUCCAUUCCCUUGGCAUUGGAUGAAGCUGUUCGAAGUGGGAAGGUGCAAUCAGGCCAUACGAUUGCCGUUGCUGGUUUUGGGGCUGGCCUUACAUGGGGUUCAACAAUUGUGAGAUGGGGAUGAGAAGUCACUUUUGGACCACCCACCAGCAUAAGAGAAGAAGAAAUCGAUUCCCUGGUAAAUGUAACUGGGAGAUAGUUGGGAGGAGAUGCAGUUCACAUCUCUCCUGCGCUCAAACCAAACCCCCCCCCCCCCCUUCUUUUUUUUUCUUUCUCUUCUGGGAAUUUUGUAGCGUUUUGGGUAACCCAAUAAUUUAAUUCUUUUCCGCCUAACUAGAGGUUCUAUUUAUAUUCUGUGUGAAUUUACAGAAGUGUACCAUAAGUACAAUAGUAGCCAAUUCAAUUUUUUUUUAUAACGUUUGGUCUUUCA
Messenger RNA from Telopea speciosissima, 1835 nucleotides. RefSeq names its product 3-oxoacyl-[acyl-carrier-protein] synthase 3 A, chloroplastic-like. The record is from RefSeq and is a predicted model, not a curated record. Lineage: Eukaryota; Viridiplantae; Streptophyta; Magnoliopsida; Proteales; Proteaceae. The transcript is spliced from 8 exons. Gene Ontology annotation, molecular function: 3-oxoacyl-[acyl-carrier-protein] synthase activity. The coding region runs from base 315 to 1529 and encodes 404 amino acids. Gene Ontology annotation, cellular component: chloroplast. Gene Ontology annotation, biological process: fatty acid biosynthetic process.